Carassius gibelio (silver crucian carp) is the source of this 2400-nucleotide messenger RNA. Its product is annotated as sterile alpha motif domain-containing protein 3-like. The coding region runs from base 904 to 2289 and encodes 461 amino acids. Gene Ontology annotation, molecular function: protein binding. The record is from RefSeq and is a predicted model, not a curated record. The transcript has 9 exons. Lineage: Eukaryota; Metazoa; Chordata; Actinopteri; Cypriniformes; Cyprinidae.
AUAGCGUGCACUGUGCAGUUCAGGUGCACGUGAGCGAGGGCGAGCGCCGCAUUCCUCAAAGAACACUCUAGAAAAACCGUUGGACUCGACGUCAAUCAAAACCAGGACGACGACGACGAACACAUUUCUAAAAAGAGACGGAAGAUAUCUUUCGAGGUGAGUGUCAUAGCGCAUACUGCGAGUGAAAUAUACAAUAAACGUUAAGUUACUUGUCAGGGGAAACUUUUCAUUGUAUUUUGCAAAAGUUUUACCGUGUUUUGUGACAUUAAUGCUAAGAUUAGUAUCAGUCUACUGUUAGUUGACUGAGGAGCCUGACCAACCGUGUUGGCUAAUAAAUAUGUUGUUUCACAAACACUGAACUGUAUGUUAAGUUAAGUAACUUAAGUGUAAGUUAACUGGGGUCGUUCUUUUCUUGACUUUCUCCAGAUAUAAAGUUAUAACACUACCGUUUAAUAUCUUUUCAAAUCACUAAUAGCGAAAAGUGGCAGGCUGUAUCGCUAGCUGCAUCGUUACCAUGGAUACUGUGUAGUCUUGUAACGUUAGUGUCUCGCCUGAUAGUGUAGAGUCCAUUUAAAGGAUUAAGUUAGUUCACCUCAAAAUGAAAAUGUCCUGAUAAUUUACUAACCCCUAUGUCAUUCAAGAUAUCCAUGUCUUUAUUUCUUCAGUGGAAAACAAAUAAAAAAUUUUGAGGGAUACACAUUCAGACUUUAUUGGCAACCAACUAUCAAAAUGUUCAAAUAAGGUUCAAAUGUCCGUGUCCAAUCAUAAAAUACUGUCAACAUGCUUAAAUUUUUUAAUUAUUAAUGUUUGUCAUUACUGGGCUGCUGUAGAUGGGUAAUAGGCUUACAUUCAUCCUAGUGUUUUAAUUUGUUUGUUUUGUUAUUUUGUGUCUUUCUUCAGGUUAUGACAGACUUCACAGGUUGGACUUCUGUCCAAGUUUGCCAGUGGUUGAAAGAUAUUGACUUGGGGGAAUUCUGUGAAACUUUUGAGGAACAUGAGAUAGAUGGAGCCACUCUUGCUGUUAUCUCAGAGAGGAUGUCUGAGAGGCUCUUUCCGGUCAUUCGCAAACAGAGUCUGUUUCUGACCCAGUUGGAGAAACUUAAAAGCACACCAAUGAGCAGAGAGAACCCUCCAAGAAACAUUGAUAACUCCAGCCAAGCACAGUCCGGUCCAGAUACCUCUUUAGUUUUUCCAACAGUGCUGAGGAUGGCCAUAGACAGAAGAGAUUCUGAUCUGAAGAGUGCAAGUAAAACAAAACUACGGAGUCUACUGAUCCAGUCUCUUUUUGACCACCUCAGUAAGAAAACAAUGUACCCAACUCAUCUUCAAUACAUUGAGCUUCUGUCAAAUGUGAUAAUGGAUUACCCAUAUCUAAGGGAAAGUAUUGGGCCUGGAUAUGAUGCCCUGCUUGAAUCACUCAGAAAUAAGUUUAAGAAGGAAAGGCAGCCUCUUGUUGCCAACAAUGAAAUACAGCGACUGAAAGAGAGAUGGGCAAGAAGGAAGCGACCUCUUCAGACAGCGGAAGCUUAUCCAAGUACCAUGGUUGAUGCAGGAGAAGAUGAAAGAAGCAUCAGGGAACAUCUCCGAGUAAUAAAGGAGGAAACCGAGAAGCUUAGACCAAACUUGGAGCUUCUUAAAGAAAGGAUGGCGCUGAUAAAAAUCUACCGGAGACACUUUGUGUCUAACCACAGCACGGAGGAGAUUAUCUCUAAAUUUCCAUGUUUCAGACUGGCCAAAAUGCUCCUUUGGGAUCUGAGAGACCGUACCAACGUUGAUGUGGACCAACAGAUUCUCUCUCAGCUCUCGGUAAUGGCACCUAAAAUCCUUCAAGUUUCACGGAGUCCCCUGAUGGAGAAGUUCAGGUGUGUGGUUGAUGACUGUGAAGAUGGCAGACUGAAAAAAGGACUACAGUUGGAAGCAGCUAUUCUGCUCUUGCCUGCACUGUUUAAGGAGGACCCGGGGUUGCUGUUUGAAGUUGAGGGCCAUGCUCAGACCUGCCCUCCUGACACACCAACACCUAAAAUGGUGCUCAAAGGCUGCAGGGAGGGUAAUCCCAUGCAAUACGACCACAUUGUCGUCAUGUUGGAUGGCCAGUCCAUUACUGAGGAGAGUGAGGACAUCUCAAUGGCACUGGGCCUCAUCCUUUGCACAUAUUUUCUGUUUGGGAUCCAAUAUCCUAAAGGACUGAAAAAGACACUGACCUUCCUGGAGUGCAUUGUCUUAAAAAUGAAGGAUGCAGCCGGACUUCCCGUCACAAUUAAAAGAGUGUACAGCUCAAUCUGUGCAUAGAGUCUCUCUGUCUCUCUCUCAUAUUCCAUUUUCUAUUUUUUCAGCCAGUGUUGUUAGUUAAAAAGCACUGAUUAUAUUUGCAACUAAAAUAAAUGAAUUAAACUGUUAAAA